This is a messenger RNA of Dictyostelium discoideum AX4, 2871 nucleotides long. RefSeq lists its product as hypothetical. The coding region runs from base 1 to 2871 and encodes 956 amino acids. The transcript has 2 exons. Lineage: Eukaryota; Evosea; Eumycetozoa; Dictyosteliales; Dictyosteliaceae. The record is from RefSeq and is a predicted model, not a curated record.
AUGAAUUCAUUAUUUAAUCUCUGUUUAGAUAGAAUCAAUUCAUUUGUAAAAACUAAUGAUGAAUAUUUUUUAGAAAAUAUCACAGAUUAUAAUAAUAAUAAUAAUAAUAAUUUAAAUGAUAAUGAAAAUGGUGAAGAUGAUGAUGAUGAAGAAUAUUAUAAUGACAAUAGUUUUGAAAGUAUUAAUAGAAGUGAAGAUGCACCACUUUCAAAAUUAUAUGAAAUCUCUACAAUAACUAAAAAUAAAAAUAAUAAAAAUAAUAAUAAUAAUAAAAUUAAAUUUUAUAACACAUUAAUUAAAGCAUUAAUUGAAAGAAAUAAAUUAAGUGUUGAUAUACUUUAUCAACUUUCAUUAUCAAUACCUCUUCAUUUUAUAACAUUUUUAGAUUUAAAAUCAAAUUUUGUUUCAAAUAAUCAUUGUUUAAACAUUUCAAGAAUUAAAACAAUUAGAUUUUUAAAUUUAUCAAAUUCAAAUAAAUUAGAAGAUAAAGGUAUAAAAUAUUUAAAAGGGUUACCAAAGUUAACAGAAUUGGAUAUAUCAAAUUGUUGUAGAAUUACCAAUAGAUCAUUAAAGUAUAUUGGUUUUAUGACAAGACUUGAACAAUUGGAUAUAUCGAAUAAUUUGAAUUUAAAUGACCAAGCAUUUAAAUAUCUAAUGGUACUAAGUAGACUAAAAGAAUUGGUAGCUAGAAACGUUCCAUUCACAGAUCAUUCCAUUUGUACACAAUUUCAAAAUCAAUUAAACAAUUACAAUCAUGGUGGUUCAAUUUCAAUUCAACCAUUUCAAAGUUUAUCAAUAAUUAAUCUAUCAAAUUCUUUUAUUUCAAAUCAAUCAUUACCAAUAUUUCUUCAAUUCCCUUCUUUAUCAACCAUUUAUUUAUCAAAUACAAAAUGUACACAAAUUGCAUUAAAUCAAUUUGCUUCCUCAAAUACUACUUCAACUUGUAAAAUUAAUAUAAUUCAAAAUUUUAUGACUAUUCAAUUAAUUAAUAAUAACAAUAAUAAUAAUAAUAAUAAUAAUAAUAAUAAUAAUAAUAAUAAUAAUAAUAAUAAUAAUAAUAAUAAUAAUAAUAAUAACAAUAAUGAAAAAGAUAUAGAUAAUAAUAAUAAUAAAAAUGAUACCAAUAAAUCAUUAAAAUUAAAUAAUAAGGUUUGGCCAGUUGAUCAAAUCAUUAAGGUCAUAUUGACUAAUAAUAAUAAUAAUAAUAAUAAUAAUAAUAAUAAUAAUAAUAAUGAAAAUAACAACAACAGUACCAAUACAAGUUUAAAUACAAGUUUUGAUAGUGAAACAUCAUCUUCAUCAUCAUUAAAUCUUAGUAAUAUAAGCAAUGAUGAUAUUGAUGAUAAUCAAGUAUUUAAAACACCAAUUAAAAGACCUCUAUUGUCUUCUACAAAUAGUAGUAGUGGUAAUAACUCUGCAACACCAUUAUUUAAAUCACCAUUAUUAAAUUUAUUUGAUGAAAAUGAUUUUAUUGGUGGUGGUGGUGGUGAUGGUGGUAGUGGUAGUGGUAUUAAAUUACCAUUAAUUAAAGAUCCAUUCUCAAGAUCACCAACUAAAAGAACAAUUUCAAAGGUACAUUCAUCACCUUCACAUUUAAAUAUUUAUAAUAGAUUCUCAAGUAAAAUAACAACAACAACAACAACAACUACAACACAAACUCAAUCACCAACUUCAUUAAAUCAACAAUUCGCUUUCUCACCAUUAAAAGUAAACUCUUCAAUAAAGAAAUCUGGUGGCUUCAGAACAAGUCAAACACCAUUAAUCUCUCCAAAACCUUCUCGUAAAUAUGAUUUUAGUGUUUACGACUGUAAUGAUGAUGACGAUGAUGACGAUGAAUUUAGUGAUCAAGAAAAAGAAAUCUAUAAUACUCCAAAAAAACAAAAGAUUAAAAAACAGCAACAACAAAAACAACAAUCACUAUCGCAACCUUUAAAACUACCAAAAUUAAACCAAUCCCUAUCACCAAUUAUUUUACCUCUUUCAAAUCAUCAACAACCACAAACACCAAAACAACCUCAACCACAAAUAUCUGAACAACCAAAAACACUUGAACAACAACCAAAAACACCAAUUCAAUCACCAAUUCAAAAGGCACCAAAACAAACACCAGAACAACAACAACAACAACCACCAAAAACAUCAAUUCAAUCACCAAUCCAAAAGACACCAAAACAAACACCAGAACAACAACCAAAAACACCAAAUCAAUCACCAAUUCAAAAGACACCAAAACAAACACCAGAAGAACAACAACCAAAAACACCAAAUCAAUCACCAACUCAAAAGACACCAAAACAAACACCAGAAGAAGAACAACAACAACAACCAAAAACACCAAUCCAAUCACCAAUUCAAAAGACACCAAAACAAACACCAAAAGAACAACAACCAAAAACACCAAAUCAAUCACCAAUCCAAAAGACACCAAAACAAACACAACCAAAAACACCAAACCAAUCACCAAUCCAAAAGACACCUCAAUUACCAUUACUAAGACAAACACCACAUAGACUAAGAUUAUCACCACAACAACAGCAGCAAACUCAAACGCCAUUAAAAAAUAUAACACCAAACAAGUUAUUAAGUAUUGAUAUUAACAAUUUUAUAAAUAUAAGUAAUAACAAGAAUAAUAGUAAUUAUACUCCUUCAAAAUAUAAUUGCAGUCCAGAAUAUAAACAGAGAGAAUCUGAAAAUGGUGAAAUCAAACUUGAAGAUAUAGAAAUUAGUGUAAUCAUUGAACCAAUUGUUGAAACACCAACAAAACAAUCAAAAAAGAGAAAAAGUUAUCCUUUAUCGGCUUCCAAAAAUUAUGGAAAUUACGAAAGAAUUGAUUCCAGCCAAAAAAUUUCAAAAUUGGUAUUUGGUGAAUAA